GGUAACUGGCGGUCAGAGUUCGCCGGGCUGAUGGAGCCCGCAUUGGCUGCCAGGCGUUAGCGCGGCGUUAGCGCUGUCACCCGGAGCGGCGGUGCUGAAACUGGCUGCCCACUGCGAUGUGGCCGCUACUCCUGGCGCUGCUCUGGCCCUCGGCUCAUCGCUUUGCCGGCUGCCAUCGGGGCGUUUGGGAGGGGACAGGGCAGCGGGAGGUUUACUACCUGAUGGACGGCCCCUACUGCGCGAAGUGGUCUGCAGCCCCCAGCGCUGCAAAGCAGCUGAGGUUUACCCAGAUCAGCGACGGCGCCGAGAUGGUUAAAUCCAUGUUGCAGAGCGAUGGCCAGGUCCUGGAGUGCUCUGCCACCGGAGAUCGGGUUGCAGUCCGGUCCUUUAUGAACGACUGCACUCGGCGGGCGGCCGACUCCCCGUUAACUGGGAGGAUUUUCCUGAACCAGCAAUGGGCGACCGAUAGAGCCGAGUGCCAGCGGUUCCUGCGCCAGAGAGGAGCGGCGACCCUGGCUCUUUCCCAAGGAGACGUGGCUCCACGCCGGGUGCCUCGGGAGGCUCGAUCCGAUGGGGAAGCCGUUCUCCACAGGAGGAAAAGAGGUUUCACUUACCCCGGGACCCUGUGGUGUGGGUCAGGCAAUAACGCCGAGAGCUACGACCAUUUGGGCGAGUUUUCCGAGACGGACAAAUGCUGCCGGGAGCACGACCAUUGUGCUCAUGUGAUCUACCCUCUCGCUUAUUCCUACGGUCACAGGAACUUCAGGCUGCAUACCAUGAGCCAUUGUGACUGCGACGCCGAGUUAAAGCAGUGCUUGCGAAGAGUCAAUGACACAACUUCCCGGAUUGUAGGUCAGGCCUUCUUCAAUGUGUUAGAAGUACCUUGCUUUGACUUGGCCUACAAGGAGCAGUGUGUGGAACGGUAUUGGUAUGGCUGGUGCAAGAGGUACGAUCGCGUUCUUGUUGCUGUACCUAGAGAGUCUGUGCUCUUUGAUUAUGGAGGAGAUUUGAUCGAUAAUUCAAUGAUUGAGUCUAAGACCGAUGCCAGUUCCCCAACAACCUUCUCUUGGAUAAGCAGCACUCCAUCAUUUACAGCCAUUCCUGGUACCCCAAAACCAGAAGCUACAAGUCAACAAUCAACUCUUGGCCAAGUACUUAAUGCAGCUGAAGACCUCCUUAAAGUCAUGGCAACUGUCACACAGAGCUCUGCCCAUGGUAAUACGCCUGGGACUGCAAGCAGCUCUGUAAAUGAGAAGGUUGGCAUUUCAUUGAACAAAGCCAAGGAGGAGAAAAAGAAAAGAAGGAAAGGCAAAAAGAGAAGAAAGGAGAAAGGAAAGAAGAAAAAUCGUAAAGACAAAUCUGGUUCCAAGGGCAGCAAAGCAACUAAUGUAUUGCAAGUUCUGGAAACGAAAAUUCAUAACAAGAAGGACUAUUUCACUGAGAUUGAGAAGACAGGAAACAGUAAUGAACUUGGCCAACAUUUCUUUGGUAAUUCUUUGGAUUCAAUGAUAAACAGAGAUAAAUUUAAUGAUGUGAUGAAUGAUGAAUCCCAAAGGGUGGAUAGUUACACUCAGCUGCAUAAGACAUCCACUGAGACAGCGGCCAAACCCAAUCAGAGAUUUCAGCAUUACAGAAUUGAAGGCUUUACGCCCCUCUUGGUUACACAGGACCCUGCAGCUGAAUUCUAUAGAGAAAAUUCGACUGCCAAAUUAUGGCACAAGCCAGUUGAUGGGCAUCAAUCUCACAGAGAAGGAACUUUCACCUUGGCACCGACUAAACAAAGUCCUAAUUCCCACUCCUUCAAAAAAGAACCUUCUGUUUUAACAGUGAUUACACCUGGACAAUAUAAAGAGGAGACAUCUACUCCAUCAAUUAUCCACACAAUGCCUAAAGAAGUGGCAAUAAAUUCUCAGCUGAAAGCAAACCACUUGGUUCCCCCGUUAGGUAGCAUAAUCAAGAAACAACGGCGUAAAAGGAAGGGCAGGAGAAGGCAAAAUCUAAGAUCUCAACAAAAAAGUAAGAUGACUAUACCAACAGCUCCUGGCAAGAUUAUUCAUGGAGAACUUGAUAAGUAGCAUUGCAGCAAAAUUCCCAUUGACCACAUAACAAUGUAUGUAUGCCCCAAAUCAACAAUUAUACCAUAAUGCAUUAACAUUUUGUGAAUGGUGAAAGAAUGCAUGACUUUACAACUGAUUAUUGGACAACACAAAGAUUCUUUAAAUAGACUAGAAAUAUACACUGACACUUGUGAUAAGUUUUGAUUCUUUAUUGCUUCACGUUUGUACAGAUGGACUUACCUACAGCAUAGAAAGGAAACUUUAUAAAGUUUAAUAAAUUUAACACCUUUUUAA
Molecule: messenger RNA, 2351 nt
Organism: Pristis pectinata (smalltooth sawfish)
Lineage: Eukaryota; Metazoa; Chordata; Chondrichthyes; Rhinopristiformes; Pristidae
Gene: proca1
Product: protein interacting with cyclin A1
Exons: 4
Coding region: 117-2075 (652 amino acids)
Biological process (GO): phospholipid metabolic process; arachidonate secretion
Molecular function (GO): A2-type glycerophospholipase activity
Source: RefSeq, a predicted model, not a curated record